CCACUUGUUAGCAAAGACCCUUUGUAGGUGAAAAGUUCCCUUUUACUUGACAAAAAUCCCAUGUGUGAUUCGUGGCAAAAUUCAAAUGGGCUCGAAAAAAUAUUUGUCUCUUUCCAUUCACUUUGAACAAAGUUUUUUUUUUCUGAAAUAAGGUCCCAUGGGGCAAAGCAGAAGGGGCUCUCUAUUAACAGAAAAUAUAGGCAUGCAUACUAAUUGUUUAAUUGUUUAUUAUCUAUCUAUUAUUAUCUAUCAUAGGUAGAUGGACAGAUAGAUCUAUCUGCGCUCUGAUUGGUUGCGGUUUGCAGUCUCAACUCAAACAGCAGAGCAGCGCGUUAAUGCGCACUUCACAGCGCGAGCUCGACGGAUCCGCACAUCACCGGCUGCUGCUGCUGCUCGCGCUCUCCUCGCUCUCCACCUCGCUCACCUCCACUGCCCUCCACCUGCUCUCCGAGACGACACGAGACAAGGAGCCGCGGCCAAGGACUAAGAGUGGAAGAUGGUCAAACGAUGAGAGGGGCAGCUGGCGGACAGACAGGAGCACCGCUGUCGCAGAGGACUAGGAGGAGGAGUGAAGGAGGAGGAGAGGGAGAGGAGCCGUCACAUCUGCCGUGACUUUGGGGAUUUCUCUCCGGGAGAAAACACGGGGGAGGGAGGAAGACGCUUCGGUCCUCACGGUCAAGGCGGAGUGAGAGGAGUGACUGACAUGUGUGGGGAUUACCACGGAGGACAAGCAUGUCGCGUCCGGAGGCCGUUUGUCGCUCAUCUGUUUUGCAGUUUCGUCAGUUAAGGUAACGGCUGCUUUGGCACAGUUGCGGCGCGCGACAGCCGCAUGUAAGCUAGCAGCUAAAAAACCCUCAUAUUUAUUAAACAGUAGACGUUUAACCGCUGUUCUGUUUCUUUUCUUUUUUUUUUUUUUUGUAGUAUUUUUUUUAUUCUAUCUGAAGCAUCCUUUGGAGAGAGGACCGUGAGAGGUGCGUUUGUUUUGGGGGUUAAAAGGGGCCGGUUUUUAAGAGGCUGUACCCGCACCUCCUCCUCCCCCUUACAUAAAUGUUUGCGUGCCGUUAGUGCUCUCGCUCUCGGUCGAGCCCCCCUCCUCCCCUCCCUCUGAAUAGGUCGCCGAGUCUCACACGCAGACAGGCGCAUCUCACAUGCACACACAGACCUGGACAUCAUCUCGCGCGCACGCAUGCACGCCCGUACGCACGCACGCGCCGCAUAUGCAUACAUAAUUACACACGGACCUCACCCCCCACCCUCACCCACCCAGCCCUCCUCUCACCCCCUACCCUCACACCCCCCACCACUAUCUGAUGACUCCCCGGCGUAGAGGUGGACGUGGUACGGAACCGACUGUAGCAUCAUCAUCAUCAUCAUCAUCAUCAUCAUUAUCAUCAUCAUCCUCAACACUACCACUUUCAUCACCACCACCACCACCACCAUCCUCCUCUUCCUCGCCACCACCAUGUCCUCGUCGUCGCGCAAGAUCUCCUCCGAGUCGUUCAGCAGCUCGGUGGGCUCGGACUGCGGGCUCGAAAGCCCCGGGGGAGACGGAGGGGACGGCGGUCUGGAGACGGCGGAGGAGAGCCGGGGCUGCCCCUUCUCCUCCUUUCCAUCCUCGCACAGAGCGGUGCUCUGGAACGGCCGCAGCCCCGCCGAGAGGUCGGCGUGCCCGGCGGGCGAGGAGCAGCAAGGACCCCACAAGAGGGUCACCAGGAGGAGACGGGUAAACCUGGACUCGCUGGGGGAGAGCCUAAGGCGACUGACCUCACCCAUGACACAGACUGUUCAGGAGGCUCUACAGCGAACUCUACAAUUCUAUAGACAACAAGAAAUCAGGUGUCAGGAAGUUGGCAGCGAGGACCGGCGAAGGGAAAAGAGAGAGGAUAAGUGCCCGUUUUUAGAAAACUCUGGUUCAGAGGAAGACAUCCUACAAAUCCUUCAGUAUAUGGCCACCAUACUGGGAGUACCAUUUUGUGAGCUGCGUGAGCAUUUCGGAGAGGAGUUCUUUGGCCUUUGCUUUGAAGAAAAUGAGCGAGUGCUUCGGGCUGUGGGCGGUAACCUCCAGGACUUCUUCAAUGGCUUUGACGCCAUUUUGGAACACAUUCGCACCUCCACGGGGCGCCGUGCCUCAUCCGAGAGCCCUUCCUUCCAGUGCAAAGAUCCACAUGAGGAGGAGAAAGGAAGAAGAAAAUUGGACAAAGUUGGAGAGCAAGGAGAAAGAGAUGGUAGAGGGAAGGUGUUGCUUCUUCAUUGUUUCAACCCUGCCCCUGUUGUUGGAUUGGUCAUGCCGGGGUUAAUCCGAGCAGUUGCCAGGCGGAUCUUUCAUUCAGAAGUUGAGGUAGAAGAGGUGCCACCUCUAACUCCCUUAUUGCCCAAUGAAGAUAUAGAACACACGGACGGUGACUCUGCAACCCCCACCCCAACUGCGUCCCCCACUGCCUCACCCUCCUCAUCCCCAUCCCCUCCCUCUCCUUUCCCGACCUCUGUUCCCACAGUUUGCUUGUCUUUCCAAAUCCAGGAAACACGCCCUCCUUCCUUCUGCUCUUUCCCAAAUGCUCCCUCGGUGGCCACUAAACGCAUCCCCCCCUCACUCUCCACCAACCCCAGUGAUCUGCGCAUCGGCCUGGCCACGUUUUGCCGUGCCUUUCCAUUUCACCUUGUUCUGGGGCCUCGCAUGGAGUUACUGCAGCUUGGAGAAGGGUUGAGGAGACAGGCGCGUAUUGAGCCUCACCGGAACUUCUCAUUCAGGGACUGUUUUGAGAUUGUCUCGCCCAAGAUGGAGCCUUCGUUCCAGGGCAUACUCCUGAGGCUCGCGUCCCCUUUUACAAUCCGUACAAGACCUGACACCACACAGGCUGGCACCAAGGAGAAGGUGAUGGAGUUGAAGGGUCAGAUGAUCCAUGUGCCCGAGUCUUGCUCCCUGAUGUUUCUGGGCUCACCUCGUGUUGAUAAAUUGGAGGAGCUGAUGGGCAGAGGACUCCACUUGUCGGAUAUCCCCAUCCAUGAUGCAACGCGGGAUGUUAUCCUGGUGGGAGAGCAGGCCAAGGCCCAGGAUGGCCUGAAGAAGAGAAUGGACAAACUUAAGGCCACAUUAGAGCGGACUCACCAGGCACUAGAGGAGGAAAAGAGGAGAACUGUGGAUCUCCUGUAUUCCAUAUUUCCGGGUGAUGUGGCACAGAAACUGUGGCAGGGUCAGCCAGUGCCCGCUCGCAAAUUUGACGAUGUUACCAUGCUGUUCUCAGACAUUGUGGGUUUUACUGCUGUGUGCGCCCAGUGCACACCGAUGCAGGUCAUCUCCAUGCUGAACGAGCUUUACACACGCUUCGACUACCAGUGUGGCAUCCUGGAUGUUUAUAAGAUCGAGACAAUAGGUGAUGCCUACUGUGUGGCAGGAGGACUUCACAAGAAAGUUGAUAGUCAUGCAAAGCCAAUUGCACACAUGGCCCUGAAGAUGAUGGAACUUUCCGAGGAAGUGCUGACACCUGACGGCAAGCCUAUCAAGCUAAGGAUAGGUAUCCACACAGGCUCGGUGCUGGCAGGUGUGGUCGGUGUUAAAAUGCCACGUUAUUGCCUGUUCGGGAACAAUGUGACACUGGCCAGCAAGUUUGAAUCGGGGAGCCAUCCGAGGUGCAUCAAUGUUAGUCCCACAACUUACCAGUUGCUGAAAGAUGACCGCUCUUUUUCAUUUGUCCCUCGUUCACGCCUGGAGCUCCCAGAUAAUUUUCCCAAAGAGAUCCCUGGGACAUGUUACUUCCUGGAGGCAGGGACAUCUCACAGCCAUGCCUCGCUCACCAGCUCUCGCUCUGCGCCCCCGGCCUCUAUGAGGAAAGUCUCCUACAGCAUCGGGACCAUGUUUCUAAGAGAAACAAGUUUGUAGGUCCCACACAGACUAGGAUAUACAGAUAUUCAUUAUGUGAGAUAGUGGGAUUUGAACCUGUUGAACAUGCAGGAAACAGAUCACACUUAUGAAUAUGCACAUGCAUUAUGUGUGAAAACUUCAGACCUGCGGAAUGGCAUUUAUGAUUGACACUUGCUCUUAUUGGAAGUGAAAAAGAACAACAUGCCCUCAUCUCCCCUGAGCAAAGGGAGAUAUGGUUCAAAAGACUUGAUUCUCUUCUCACAAGGACCUGUCCCCAAGGAGGGGUACUGAUGUAGAGAAACCUUGAUAUUGAACUUCAUGAUCUAGCUGGAUUCCUCAGCUUCACACCUGGUUUCUAGCUCUCACCAGUGGUCCUCUCUCCCAAACGUUAGCCUGACCUGUGUCCAGAGGGCAACAACGCUUGGAGAUAACCUGGAGAGAGAGAGACAAUUUACAUGACCAGUGUUGCACUCGUUAGAAUGGAAUUGCGCAAAUAGAACAAAUGUACUUUCCGUUAUCAAAGUGGACACUGAGGAAUGAAGUUGUGUGAACUUUUAGAACAGCGGUUUUCAAAGUGGGAGUUGGGGACUUCAAAUACAUUACUUACUACAUUAGUUACCAAAUGGAGAACACAUAGAGUAGCCUAGUGAGUGAUUUGGUUAAAGAGAAAGUUUGGAGAUUGGAAGUUUGGGGGAAUUUUUCUGUUUUUCCCACCUUCCCAGAGUCAGAGACAGAUAAAUGCCUUAGGACAGACCCCUUUUAAUGUGUUUGGUGUAGUCUGAAGUCAUGUCAAACAGCAAUAUUAGGCCAUACUUUCUCAAUUGUUGAGUGUCUGUGUGAUCAAAUAACAAACAGUAAUUUGUAUCCUGUAGGCAUCCAGGAAUUGAGAGAAACUAAGCAAGUACGUGUUUUUUUGUCUGAGGAGAGGUCCACAGUCUCAGAUUUUGAAAACCCCUGUUUUAGAAGAUGGCAACAUUGCCACAAAUGUGUGCUGUGCAUCAUGGCCUCUUGUACAAGGACGACCACUACUGAAUUACAGUACGACUUCCCUUCCAACUGUCCCUAAACCAUGUCAUGCUUUAUCAAUCAGAAGAAUCAGAAACAGACAAACGUACAUUUAACAUCUGCUGCUUGUUACAUCUGUCCAUCAAUGUAGGACCAUUUGGUGGGGAUGUGGGAGAGAUGAAUGAGUGGACAAAACGUUGGGGCCAUCAUGGGACAAAUGCCAAAAACACAAGUACUAAGCUGAUCUUAGAGCCUUUUCUGCUUCUAACCCACAGCAAACUAUAACCAACUACAAUCUAGUCAUUUCAUUACAGGUUAUACUUAUAGGACUUAAAAUUAUUCCCAGCACAGUGCCUUUUAUACUGCUCAAAUCAGGAUAAACACAAGAUGAUUCAUUCUAAAUAUCUGAAAAUAAUAAAAAGAAAAAAAGCAUAAGGAGCGCCUUAUUUAUCUCA
Molecule: messenger RNA, 5319 nt
Organism: Acanthopagrus latus (yellowfin seabream)
Lineage: Eukaryota; Metazoa; Chordata; Actinopteri; Spariformes; Sparidae
Gene: gucy1a2
Product: guanylate cyclase 1, soluble, alpha 2
Exons: 9
Coding region: 1463-3877 (804 amino acids)
Biological process (GO): cGMP biosynthetic process; response to oxygen levels
Cellular component (GO): guanylate cyclase complex, soluble
Molecular function (GO): guanylate cyclase activity; heme binding
Source: RefSeq, a predicted model, not a curated record